AUGGAGCAAGUCAAUGCCAGCCUCAUCGCCAGGGGACUCAUUCACGGCGACAGGAUGCCUCUCAUAACGAUGUUUAGCGACUGCGAAGAGCUCGACGAUGUCCGUUCUACCUCGUGCAUGCAAGGGAAGCUACGUGGAGGGUUCUACUCGUUCCAACUCUGCGACGUUGACAUGAAGGCGGUGGCGCCUGCAGAUCGAUUGCUUCGCGAUGCCGUGCUGGAAUCAGGGGAGCUGGAGAAGCACGUGCAACGAGUCAAGGAGCUGGAAUUGAGAGAGAAGAAGGCCGAUGCGGAGCGCGAGCGCGAGAGGAAGAAGGAGGCGAACGCCAAGUCCCAGCGUGAGCGCGAGAGGAAGAACGCCAAGGCCAAGCGCGAAUCCGAGGAGAGGAAAAGGGAUACGGAAGCCAAGGGUAGGCAUGAGGAGCUCGAGGAGAAGAAGAUAGAGGAAGAGGCCAGGGCGAAGCGUGAGCUCGAGGAGGCGAAGCGUGAGCGCAAGGAGAAGAGGAGGGAGGAGAAGGCCAGGGCGAAGCGUGAGAUUGAGGAGGCAGAGCGCGAGCGCAAGGAGAAGAGGAGGGAGGAGAAGGCCAAAGCGAAGCUUGAGUUCGAGAAGAAGAUAGAGGAAGAGGUCAGGGCGACGCAAAGCCAGAACGGCGUCAUCAGAAUAGGGCUGCGCAGAAUGAGGGACCACCUUGCUGCCAUGCACCUCACCAUGGAGAUCCUGCUGGUCAGUCUGGACGACGGCGUAGUCCAAGCCGAGGCCAGCGCCUCGGCUGAGGUAGAAGCUCACUCCGGAACCGAAGGCGUGGCGGCCUGCGCACUCGAGUGA
Acanthamoeba castellanii str. Neff is the source of this 825-nucleotide messenger RNA. RefSeq lists its product as uncharacterized. Bases 1 to 825 code for a protein of 274 amino acids. The record is from RefSeq and is a predicted model, not a curated record. NCBI's taxonomy places the organism in Eukaryota, Discosea, Longamoebia, Acanthamoebidae. The transcript has 3 exons.